AUGGAAUGCUUUGGCCCCCAUAUUUCGGCCAUACUUCAGCCGUAUCUCUGCGGCAAAGGUUGGUUCUUGGGAAACCGAUCUCCUAAACUGUCUGAAGAGUUUAUCUUCUUCUUCUCGAUCGCCUACGGCGACCACGUGCGUCACGCCACCCCACGUGGAACACACAUGGUUGAAGAAUGGAUUGCAGCCGGAUCCACUAUUCAAUGCUGCCAACUUUUUUCCAUGGGGAUGGCCUCUAUUCUCCUGCUAUAG
This is a messenger RNA of Morchella importuna, 252 nucleotides long. RefSeq lists its product as uncharacterized. The transcript has 2 exons. The coding region runs from base 1 to 252 and encodes 83 amino acids. The record is from RefSeq and is a predicted model, not a curated record. NCBI's taxonomy places the organism in Eukaryota, Fungi, Ascomycota, Pezizomycetes, Pezizales, Morchellaceae.